AUGGCAGAUAUUCAACCUGAAAAGCAAGAUGCUAUGGCACAAGAGACUCCUCACGACGACCACAAGACAUCUGCUGUGGAGGAAAAUGGCUAUGCAGACCGUCCAGUAGGAUGGAAAUACAAGACUUACCGCUUCGCAUCUAUCAAAAUUCCCUGCUAUGCAUCGCCACCCUUCCAGCUUACCCUCGUGGCAUUCGUCUGCUUCAUGUGUCCUGGCAUGUUCAACGCAGUCAACGGUCUGGGCGGAGGUGGUCAAUUCGACGCUCAUACGGCCGACAAUGCCAACGUUGCUCUGUACUCUACUUUCAGUGUAUUCGGCUUCUUUGCUGGAACCAUUGCCAACCGUCUAGGUAUAAAGUUGACGUUGAGUCUCGGAGGCUUGGGAUACGUUCUUUAUAUAGCUAGCUACCUAAGCUACAAUCACAACCAGAAUGAGGGAUUUGUCGUCUUCGCGGGAGCUAUGCUUGGUAUUUGUGCUGGAAUGCUCUGGGCGGCCCAGGGAGCGAUUAUGAUGUCGUAUCCGCCUGAGCAGUCGAAGGGGAGGUACAUCUCCUGGUUCUGGAUGAUUUUUAAUCUGGGGGCUGUGAUAGGUGGGCUGAUACCUCUGGGUCAAAAUAUCCAUUCUUCAGCCGGCAACGUAACCGACGGCACCUACAUCGGCUUCCUGGUCUUGACAUUCAUCGGCGCCUGCCUAGCUUGGACGCUCGUUGAUGCCAAAAGCGUAGUCCGCUCUGACGGCUCCCACGUCAUCCUUAUGAAACACCCAACAUGGCAAAGCGAACUCCUCGGCCUUCUAGAAGUACUGAAAACGGACAUCUGGAUCAUCUGCCUUUUCCCAAUGUUCCUGGCUAGUAAUUGGUUCUAUACUUACCAAUUCAAUGAUUUCAAUUCUGCCAAGUUCAACAUCAGGACGAGAUCGCUCAACAGUAUCCUGUACUGGACGAGUCAGAUUGCCGGAGCUUACAUAUUCGGGUAUGGGCUAGACGUCAAGAGCGUGAGACGAAGUAUGAGGGCGAAGGUGGUUUGGGGCGUGCUGUUUGUGAUCACGAUGGUUAUUUGGGGAGGCGGGUAUGCUUGGCAGAAAGGGUAUACAAGGGCGGAGACGGCGCCAAAGACAGCGCCAAAGAUGGAUUGGACGAGCAGGGGAUAUGUGGGUCCGAUGUUUUUGUAUAUGUUUUAUGGCUUCUAUGAUGCUGCGUGGCAAACUUGCGUCUACUGGUUCAUGGGCGCCUUGACCAACAACGGCCGCAAACUUGCCAACUACGCCGGCUUCUACAAAGGCAUACAGUCCGCUGGUGCAGCCAUCAUAUAUCGCAUCGAUGCGCUCAAGGCUCCGUUUAUGAAUGAAUUUGCGUCAAGUUGGGCGCUGCUCGCGGGGAGUUUGCUCCUUGCUGCGCCGUUGAUUUGGACGAAGAUACAGGAUACGGUGCCGAUCGAGGAGGAUCUGAAGUUCACGGAUGAAACGUAUGAGGAUGUAAAGCCGAUGAUUGUUGGGGAAGGGGCGCCGGAGGUGGAGGAGAAAGUGUGA
This is a messenger RNA of Letharia columbiana, 1527 nucleotides long. RefSeq lists its product as uncharacterized. Lineage: Eukaryota; Fungi; Ascomycota; Lecanoromycetes; Lecanorales; Parmeliaceae. Gene Ontology annotation, biological process: transmembrane transport. The coding region runs from base 1 to 1527 and encodes 508 amino acids. The record is from RefSeq and is a predicted model, not a curated record. The transcript is spliced from 3 exons. Gene Ontology annotation, molecular function: transmembrane transporter activity.